AUGGCCAUAAUAGAUCCACAUGACAACUUGAUGAAUCAGUUCCUGAAUGAACAGGAACCAACUGCUCCCCCAGUGGAUGUAAUAGAUCCACACAACAACUUGAUGAAUUGGUUCCUGAAUGAAUGGGAACCAACUGCUCCCCCAGUGGAUGGUAUGAAUGUGGAUCUACUUGGGCAAUUGCUGAAUGCAUGGGAACCAUCAGCACUGCCAGUCACACAUGAGAAAUUAAACAGGAUGGACAGGUCUUCAACACCUGCACAAGACAUUACUAUGCAGGUGAACUUCCAUCUGCACAGCAAUCUCUUCAAAUGGAACAAUGGGGAUUGGCACCUGUUUUGCAUUGCAAUCAAGUCCUGCACACCUUACAUGCCAUGGCACCUUGUGUGGGCUGUGAAUGCCAUUGCAAGAGAAUUGGGCACAGCUGCAAGGGACCAGUAUGGUGCAGCCUCUCAGGGUCUUCAACUCAUCAAUAUGCUCAAUUUGAUGGAAGUCGUUCAUUAUCUGUGUUCUGCCUUUGAAAAUUGUCCUGAGCCAUUCAUCACCAGCCAAUCACACCCAUCUUGCCAGUCUGUGGUAGAGAUGGGUAUCCUCUACUUGGCAUGCCAGAUCAAGGUGGCCUCUGUACAUCUGAAGCAGACUGCUGAUAUUGCAGGAUGGCCCACACAUUGGUUUGCAAACCUAGCAAUGGACUUGAAUCAGCUUAAUAGCUUGAUUCUGGUGACAGUGUUGCAUGCCAGUUAUACUCCUCCCCUUCCAGCAUGCUACCAUGUGUACCUCAGACACCAAGAUGAUGAGCUAAUUCCCCUUAGCACAUUUUGCAUAAUCAACAAUAUCAGUGCCAUUGUCCUGCAUUGGACCCCACAUGCAGCUGAUCCCAAUUCCAGCUUUGCAUUCCCUUGGUGGCUAUAUCAUUCCAAGGAAUACACAGCAGAUUCCCAAAGAUUGCAAGGCAAGGGAUUGUUUUCCAUGGCCUGGGAUUUUUUUAAGUUGAUGAUGGCCCAGGGCUUAUGGCCAUUGCCUGAGGCACCAAUCGCAGACCAUCUUGAUGGCCAUAUCAAGGAGCAGGUAAACUACUGCAUCAAAAAUAUUUGGAAAUAUGCUGAUGUUGUCAACAGUUGGGGUCAACAAAUUGACCAUUUCUAUGCUAGGUGGUGGGCAUUGCACAGGUUGUUGGGCAUGCCACUUCAAUAG
Pisolithus orientalis is the source of this 1191-nucleotide messenger RNA. RefSeq lists its product as uncharacterized. Bases 1 to 1191 code for a protein of 396 amino acids. NCBI's taxonomy places the organism in Eukaryota, Fungi, Basidiomycota, Agaricomycetes, Boletales, Pisolithaceae. The transcript has 9 exons. The record is from RefSeq and is a predicted model, not a curated record.